UUUGGUUAAUAUGUUUUUGUUGUUGUCGUCAAAACUUCAUAAACACUCUAAGGUCAACUGUGACCCCUUGACACAACCCCUUGAGUCUUCUGUCUAGUGGUACAUUGUGCACGUGUGAGGUGCUUUAGUGUACAAUAUAUCUGAUGGUAUAAAUAAUUAUGUACAGCACAAGCACAGUAUGUCUGGUAAAGCAAUGCACAAUAUAAUUCUGAUGGCACAAUGUACAAAGCACGGAAUGUCCGGCCAUACAAUGAACAAUAUGUGUGCUGGUACAAUGAACAAUGUUUAUACAGGUAGAGAGAAGUACAGGGCCUGGUGGCAGAAGGAGGCGAGGCUGGGGUCUGCUGAGGCUGCACGGGGUGGCAACAUUCUCAAGUUCCGGUUUGAGAAGGCACCGACUCUCCUGGUGGCGGCGGAGGAGUGGCUACCCUACACGAAGGUCACUUGGUAUAACGACACCUUCGCCUCCGUCAGCGGGCCCUCCAGGAAGCUCCUUGAUGUGUUAUCCUCGACUCUGAAUUUCAAGUACAGGUUCGUGAGGGGGGAUGGGUACUUCGGUGCCCUAGAGAAGGAUGGGUCUUGGAACGGCAUGCUGGGGAUGUUACACAGGCAGGAAGUGGACAUGGCAUUAGGACCCAUCGGCGUGACCUACAGCAGGAGCAAGGUGGCCAACUUCACGGUGCCCCUCGGCCAGGAGUACUUCAGGAUCAUGACUGGGCGCCCUAGACCCCUCCCUGACCCCUGGACCAUUGCUGCCCCGUUUACGUGGAUGGUGUGGAUCUGCCUGCUGGUGUCGCUGCUGGUGAUGUGGAUGGUGAGCUUUAUGGUGGCGCAGCUGGUGAUCGACUUCCGGGGUCCUCGAGGCCUGAGUGACCAUCUGUUGACCGUGUUCGCUGUUCUCGUCUCUCAGGGUGUGACUUGGGAGCCGAAGGGAGCCGCCAUGAGGAUCACCUGUAUUACCUGGAUGUUCUUUUCUCUCAUCGUUACCUCCUACUUCAAGAGCUCGUACACCUCGCUACUGACGGUGAAGUCGUUACCCGCUACCCAUGAUGACCUGAGAGACAUCCUGAACGACCACAACCUGACUUUUCUACUGGAGGACAACACCAGCUUCAAGGCCUUCGUCCAGGAGUCGGAACAGUCUAUUGUAAAGGAAAUCUCAAAGGAGCUUAAACGCAGAGGAAGGUUCCUGAAGGCGUCCGAGCUACAGGAGGUACUGGAGAGGGACCUGCCUGACCGUGGCCACGCAGCCUUGUUGGAGGAACACACGAUCAAGAAAUAUAUGUCCAUUAACCUCUCCAAGACUGGGAGGUGUAACUUCUACAUGUCUCGGAGUUACAGCUAUUCAAUUUACAUCUCCAUGGCCGUCUCGAAGGGCAGUCCUCUCCUGGACCUCUUCAACGCCAGGAUCCUGUCGCUAAGGGAGUACGGCAUCUACGCUCAGUGGGUGACGGAGGAGCUACGGGGAGCCUCCCACUGUUACCUCGCCUCUAAUAGGGUGACCGAGAUUGCUCCCUACACACUAGUGGACAUGAAGAUGUCGUUCGUGUUGCUGGGCGGCGGGACGGGGUUGGCGGCUCUCAUCCUCCUGUGGGAUAUUAUCACCCACUGGCUCUUGGUGAGGAGACCUAACAAGGCCUCCAAGAUCACCAGGAAGUGAUGAUUAUACCUGGAGGAGGCACGGUAAAGGCUUCCUAAAGUGACGAACAUAAGUGGAGGAGACAUGACGUGUGUGUGUGUGUGUGUGUGCGUGGAAGUUUUAGUGAUUGUGUGUAAUUUAAUUGAGUGUUUAUGUGGUUUCAUUAAUGAUGAGUUAGGUGCAUUAAAUAAGGAAGAUAAGUGGUGUGAUGUUAGUGAUAAUGUGUUAAACAAUUAAGUGUAUAUAUUACAGUGUCAGUGUUCAUAUGUAACACAAUUAUGUACAAAUAUUGCAUUAAGUAAGAUGGCCGUAUAUGAUUAAUUAGUAUACCUUUACCGGUUACAUAACACAUGGGUAGGUGUUCUGUAUCCCACGAUAGAUGGACAACACCUAUGAAAUUUGACAUAUUUUUAAGAUAAAUCAAAGGGACAAAACAGAAUACAACGCUGUUUGUAUUACUGUAAACAUUGUAGAUAUUUGUUUAUGUAUAAAUAAAUGUAAUUAGUAA
Molecule: messenger RNA, 2147 nt
Organism: Homarus americanus (American lobster)
Lineage: Eukaryota; Metazoa; Arthropoda; Malacostraca; Decapoda; Nephropidae
Product: probable glutamate receptor
Exons: 11
Coding region: 179-1660 (493 amino acids)
Cellular component (GO): membrane
Molecular function (GO): glutamate-gated receptor activity
Source: RefSeq, a predicted model, not a curated record